This is a messenger RNA of Sordaria macrospora k-hell, 2154 nucleotides long. RefSeq lists its product as uncharacterized. The record is from RefSeq and is a predicted model, not a curated record. NCBI's taxonomy places the organism in Eukaryota, Fungi, Ascomycota, Sordariomycetes, Sordariales, Sordariaceae.
AUGCCGAACCGGGACCGCCCCGAGAGCGUCCAGAUCUUUGGCAAGACUCUCUUUAACCGACGAGGCAGGCUAAGGCGUGAGAGCAGUUCUCAGAAUCUGUACUCGGCCGAAUCGGGCAGUGAAGCCAAUCUGCCGCUCGCUCCCACCUCACAGCCUGCCCCAACUUCAGCCCCUUCGAGGGACUCGUCCAUCCCGGCCUUCUUCAGCCGCCGCCGGACCAUCAAGGCUGAAAACGCCGAAGACUCUGUAGGCCAGAGGAAGAUCCAGAUCUCUGGGCCGUACAACUUCCAGCACGUGGCCCAUACCAAGAAGGGCAGCAAUGUCGACGACCUGCACUUUUCCGACUUCUCGUCCGACUCUCUUCCCCUUGCUGAUGUCGAUCUGCCACCCUCGCAGCGCCCUCCUUCGAUGUCCGCCAAGCAGACGUCACCUCGCCGCCUCAUCAAGCACGCCAAGUCGCAGGACUCGAUGAGCAUUGCGCCUCCACGCCCACCUAGGUCCCCGAUUGAGGAGUCCAUUCCAGUCCCCCCUGUCCCCGGCAUCCCACCCCGAGUUUCUAGCCGUAUUUCGACAACUGCUGAUGGCCUCGACCCAUCAAUCUUGGGCCGGCCGCAGACAAGUACUGGGCACCGUCAGGCUCCGUCACUUAGUCUCGACGCAGAUGGCCCCACUCCCCCGAUGACAUCUCAUGGACACGCUCGCAUGGUGAGCGUGCCUGACAACGACGUCAACUGGCCGUUGCCCGCCCCGGCGAAUCCCGCGUUUGAUGCUGCCCCGCUACCAAACGUGCCCGAAGAGGAGGAGGCCGCUUCCAUCAUGAAGCCAUCUCGUGCCAGCGUCAUCAGCAACUCUUCGCUCCGCGCCAGCCAGUCGGUCCCUAUGCUCCGGGCUUUCUCCCCACGACGGUCUGACUAUGACCACCACAGCCGCGAACCCAGCGACACUCUCGGGCCCUGCAAUCUACGGGAGGCCCAGCGAGCCCUGGUGUCCGCCCUCGACGACAUCCUCGGAUGCCAAUCGCUUACGCGAGAAAGCUGGGAGGACGACAUCGACUACUGCUACGAGCACGCCGCCGAAGCCGACUGCGACUACGAGUGGGAUCGUCCAUCGCUGGACAUCAGCCGGGACUGCGGCAGCACCACGCCCGUGGAGCACCACUACCACCGCAAGAAGCUAUCCUGCAACCCAUCCAUGCUCGCCCCGGCCCAGCUGGACAUCCCCUCCCUAAGCCCAGUCAGCCUCAACUCGGCCAUCACCACUCCCCACGAAGCCAUCACGCCCACAGGAAUGACGGCCGCCCUCCCUCCUUACUUGACCCAUAGUGGCCACAGCCACAAAACCUCCAACUUCUCUCUACCCCGGAUCGAAGCUCCCAUGAGGUCCCCCUCGGACCUUCUCAAAACCCCCGAACUCCACGCCCGCAAGCCCUCGGAUGCCUCCAGCUUCAAGGAAUCACACGGCUUCACUUUGUCUCCCUCCCUCUUGAUCCCCACCGAUUUCCAGCGUCAAAUGCGGCUAGACUCGCUCGACGAAGGCUCGGGGGCCGCCGACGACGGGGGCUGCGAAUACCCCUUCGCCGCCCACGCCUUCUGCGAGCCCGGCAUUUCCUCCCUGAAAUACAACCCGCACCGCGCCUCCGCUUCGACAACGGCCACGAUGGAAAGCAUCAACUCGGGAAGACACGUGUCGACGGCCUCCAUAUCUACCGAUUUCACCCGCCUGACGCUCAGCACAAACUCCCUGGUGGACAUGGACGGCGGCUGCAAUUUCGAAUCACCGGUAUGCGAAUUUGGUGGUUCGAGCGGAAACAACAACAAUAACCACGUCCGAUCCGAAAGCGUCAGCGCCAAGGGCGCCGGUGUUCCGACGAGCAGCAUGCCUCCGGUGCCCGAGUUCGAGGAGAUUUCCGACGAGUCGCUUCGGAGGGGCGAGAGUUUUCCUAACCUUGUUGGAUUGGGGCAACAGGCGCAGGCGCAGCAGGAUGGUGCUGGUGGUGAGGUACCGGUAGCCGGCGCAAAGAGGAAGGAUUCAAUGCUCAGUGGGCUGCAGAGGCCAGGCCGAGGUCGCGCGAGGACGACCAGCUUGAGCACCCCGCCGCCUCUGAAUCAGUUCUCGCUGUUUCCUAAUGUUCGGUUGACGGGACCUCAGAUUUAG